Messenger RNA from Phycodurus eques (leafy seadragon), 3911 nucleotides. It is a transcript of the gene pan3, whose product is annotated as poly(A) specific ribonuclease subunit PAN3. Gene Ontology annotation, cellular component: PAN complex; P-body. Gene Ontology annotation, molecular function: poly(A) binding; metal ion binding. Gene Ontology annotation, biological process: mRNA processing; nuclear-transcribed mRNA poly(A) tail shortening. The record is from RefSeq and is a predicted model, not a curated record. Lineage: Eukaryota; Metazoa; Chordata; Actinopteri; Syngnathiformes; Syngnathidae. The coding region runs from base 162 to 2570 and encodes 802 amino acids. The transcript is spliced from 19 exons.
UCCCAAGCAAAGCAGCGCUGGCAGCCUGACAGUGAGCAAAAACAACAACAGGCUACACUUUCUUUUUUUGUGUGAUUUUGGCAAAGAAGAGCGUCUGCAUGGAUGGCGACCCCCGCGAUCGCUGUUCCGCGCGUGCGAUGAUCUGAGUCCGGAAGCCAAACAUGCACCCCAGCGUGAUGACCAACGGCGGCGGCGGCGGUGCCAUGAACAGCGGACUCCCAGCUUCAGCUGCUCCGCUCGGGGGUGUCGGGAUACCCAAUGUCAAGGUGAAGUUUUGCCGUUACUACGCGAAAGACAAAACGUGCUUCUAUGGAGAGGAGUGCCAGUUUCUGCAUGAGGAUCCGUCCAUGGCUAGCCUGAGCCCCGUCCCGUUGUCUUUGCCCGGGGGUGGCGGACCUCCAGCGGGGUAUUCCCUCGGCGUUUCCGCGGCCUCCUGCCCCGCCGGCGGAGGAGGAGGAACCGGUAUACCCAAGAAGAGUGAAGCCAUGGGGCCUGCGGGGACCUCUCUGGACGGGUCGUUGCUAGCCAUUCCAGGCAUGGAGGGAGCGAGUCUGAAUGACGCCAACCUCACCAACUCCUACUUCAGCAGCAGCUUCAUUGGGGUGAAUGGAUUUGGAAGUCCCGCAGACUCCAAAUACUCCAUGAUGCAGCGAAUUACUACCAGCAGCAGCUCUCCGAGUCUCCUCAACGACGGUGCCAAGAAUUUCAGCCACAGCAGUCAUGAUCCAGUCAACUCCCCAUCGUCGUCGCUGUUUAGCGAUUUUGGUGCUCUCGGCAUUUCUCAACGGAGGAAGGCGCCCAAUCCGACAGCAAGCGAGUUCAUCCCUAAAGGAGCUCCAAGAAUGGCCACCAUGGCUCCGUCUUCUGUCCAGGCCUUCCCCUCGCCUCUCUUUGCCCACCCGGUCCUCAGCAGCUCCACAGCCGCCGCUUUGGCUCCAGGCAUGUCUUUAUCGGCGGGCUCGUCUCCCCUGCAUUCGCCGAAAAUUACGCCGCACACUUCGCCCGCCCCGCGCCGCCGCAGCCACACCCCGAACCCGGUCAACUACAUGGUGCCCACCACGGCGGCCGACCCGGGCGCUCACAUCAUUCAGAAAGAGACUGUCGGGGGUACCACCUACUUUUAUACGGACAAUACCCCUGUGCCGAUGGCCGGGAUGGUGUUUCCAACCUACCAUAUCUACCCCCCCACUGCGCCCCACGUGGCCUACAUGCAGCCCAAAGCCAACGCCCCGUCCUUCUUCAUGGCCGAUGAACUCCGACAGGAAUUAAUAAACAGACACCUGAUCACCAUGGCUCAGAUCGACCACUCGGAAAACACAGACGUACCGUCCGAGGUGGACAGCUACCAUAGCUUGUUCCCCCUGGAGGCCCUGCCCCCACCCAACCGCAUGCAGAAGACCAGCAACUUCAGCUACAUCACAUCCUGCUACAAAGCGGUCAACAGCAAGGAUGACCUGCCCUACUGCCUGAGGAGGAUACACGGCUUCCGCCUCGUCAACACCAAGUGCAUGAUGCUGGUGGACAUGUGGAAGAAGAUUCAGCACUCCAAUUCGGUCACCCUGAGAGAGGUCUUCACCACAAAGGCCUAUGGAGACCACUCCUUGGUGUUCUCUUAUGACUUCCACGCGGGUGCAGAAACCAUGUUCAGCCGACACUUCAGUGACCCAGCGGCCGACUCGUAUUUCACCAAGCGGAAAUGGGGACAACACGAGCCUCCCCCGCCGCGGCAGCACGCCGGCCUGCUGCCCGAGUCGCUCAUCUGGGCCUACAUUGUCCAGCUCAGCUCGGCCCUGCGCACCAUCCACACGGCGGGCCUGGCGUGCCGCGUCAUGGAGCCCAGCAAGAUCCUCAUCACGGGCAAGACCAGGUUACGUGUUAACUGUGUCGGCGUAUUCGACGUCUUAACGUUCGACAACAGUCAGACCAACCAUCUGGCCCUGAUGCCGCAAUACCAGCAAGCUGACCUGGUGUCGCUGGGCAAAGUAGUACUGGCGCUGGCGUGCAACUCGUUGGCCGGCAUCCAGAGGGAGAACCUGCAGAAGGCCAUGGAGCUGGUGUCCAUCAACUACUCGUCAGACCUCAAGAACCUUAUACUAUAUCUGCUGACUGAACAGUCCCGCCUCCGCAGCGUCAACGACAUCAUGCCGAUGAUCGGAGCCCGAUUUUACACGCAACUGGACGCGUCGCAAAUGCGGAACGACGUCAUCGAGGAGGACCUGGCCAAGGAGGUGCAAAAUGGCCGCCUCUUCCGCCUGCUCGCCAAACUGGGCACCAUCAACGAGAGGCCCGAGUUCCAGAAGGACCCCACGUGGUCGGAAACGGGCGACCGCUACCUUCUCAAGCUUUUCCGGGACCACCUGUUUCACCAGGUGACCGAAGCCGGGACGCCGUGGAUCGACCUCAGCCACAUCGUCUCCUGUCUCAACAAACUGGACGCGGGUGGUCCGGAGAAGAUCAGCCUGGUGUCACGGGACGAGAAAAGCGUGCUAGUGGUAACCUACUCGGACCUGAAGCGCUGCUUCGACAGCACCUUCCAGGAGCUGCAGGCGGCCGCAUCCGGUUCCUUGUAGCGGCGCCCCCACUGGCCUGGCGGGCGCACUACUAUUGCACUACGGCGGGCCAUCCACCGACCGAACGAGCCAGUGGGCGAGCUCGUGGAGACAUUUCAACAUCAGCAUUUUUGCCGGGAAGGCCUCAGUCGCAUACACUGUCCACUGGGAAGGCUUUUGUUUCCCCUCUAAAGUGUAUUUUUUUUAGUGUUUCCUAAAAAAAAAAAAAAAAAAAAAAAAAAAGCCCCCAAGCUGGAAAAAGGAUGAAAAUGACGGACGCUUGGAACGGCGAAUCAUGAAUUAUUCUUUUUUUUUUUUUUAUAUAAAUUUUUGGGGAACAAACUGACGCAAACCACCUGGUUCUUGCUUUUAUCGUUUCUGUCUACCGCUGUGUGUGUGUGUGUGUGUGUGUGUGUGUGGGGGGGGGGGGGGGGGGGGGGGCAUCUUUCUGAGGAGGAUGCACUAAGAUUUUAAUUUUGGCUGGGGUUAUUUUUUUAUGUGUGAAUGAGUGGCCUACAGGGUGUACAGAGAGUCACACACAAAGAUGGAAUUAUUACAUGAAAUCCAGCUUUUUUCCUAUUAGAGACUUUUUAAAUGGGACACCCCCACCCCAACCCCAAGGAAAGGACAAACCACUGGGUUGAGGUGCAGGAGGAUGGUCCGCCUUGCUUCCGGUUGACGGACGCUAUGGUGACGAGCUGUUCGUUUGGUUGUAAGCCCACCCCCAGCACCCUUGUGUUUGGCAGCUGCCUCUUUACGAAAUGUCGCCCAACCCUUUUUUUUUUUUUUACAAAAACACUUUUUGGUGUGUGUUUUUGCCAAAGCGGGAGGGCUAACUUUCUUAUCUGUGGACCAAUGCCAGCGGGGUGACGGGGAACGAGACGAAUGAUGACGGAAAAGGUGGCUAACCAUCCACGCUGCCACCCACCAUCCCCCCUGAUGAUUGAAUGUGAUCGGCCGUCAUUGGUCAGGAUUGUUCACGGCGCUCCUAUGUGCUUCUAUUGCGGUAUUUCAAAAAACACCAAAAACACAAUUCUGAACACUGUUCUUACCCCCCCACACACAAGAAAAAUAAUGACAUCAUAGAUCAGACCCUGAAAGGAAUAAGUGGGCGACUUGGUGGGUGGUGGUGCUGACUGUGUUAGAUAAUGUACUAAACAGACACAUUUGGUGAAUGUGGUGCUUUAGAAUCCCCCAACGCAUGCACACACACACACACACACACACACACCCUCUCACACACUUACACACACUCCACAAACACCAUCUUAGUAUGUUUUUUGCCCCUCUCGUGAUCCAAUGUCUCAAACUUUGCAAUAUUUGUGUGUACAGCAGUAUUUUAAUAAAGAAUACCGAAAGUAA